Brassica oleracea var. oleracea is the source of this 414-nucleotide messenger RNA. RefSeq names its product protein PSY3. Bases 90 to 308 code for a protein of 72 amino acids. The transcript has 2 exons. Lineage: Eukaryota; Viridiplantae; Streptophyta; Magnoliopsida; Brassicales; Brassicaceae. The record is from RefSeq and is a predicted model, not a curated record.
AGGCUGAAAACGAAGGGCCGGUAUGAGACAUUUUGUGGUCUAUAUAUAUAGAAGAAGGGAGGAGAGAGAGAAAUAUAUAUAUAGAGACAAUGGGUUAUGCAUCAUCUUCCUCGGUUGUGUUAUGUUUGUUACUCUUCUUCACAUUUGCUUUCGUCUCUUCUUCUGCUCGCCUCAGUCUUUCAUUUCCAGAAAAUGAAAUGAGGGUGGUGAGAGAACGGUCAUUGAUGGUGAGCACCAACGACUACGGUGAACCUUCAGCUAACGGCAGACACGAUCCACCUCGCGGCGGCCGAGGACGCAAACGUUGAGAGGGUGAUAAUCUUUUUUGUCUUCUUAAUUUUACUUGCAAGCUUACAAAUAAUGUAUGUAUACUGAGAGAGCAAUAAAAAUAACUCAAAAAUAAAACCUUUAUUU